CUCAUCUGCAUCGAUUUCUGCUUUUAAACCUUUCAUGUUUACAUUCUAUUUAGUAGUAGUAAUAAUAUGAAUCAUAGUUUCGUGUAGGAAGAAUUUUUAAUCCAUUGCCCCUUAUGUUAUGGUGUAUAAUCUUUGACUCACUCUGCAAUUCUGGACUGAAAUGGCAAGCAUAACAGCUUCACACUUUGUGUCAAGAAGCUCAAAUGUCCAAACUUCAGUAGACACCAAACCAAACUUGUCACAGAUAGGACUCAGGAACCAUACUGUGACUCACAAUGGGUUGAGGGCUGUUUACAAGCUUGAUAUGCUCCAAUCAAGAAAUGUAACAGCCAAGAUAUCCGGAAAACAGGGAUCCAGAACUGAGACCAAGAGGCCUGGAUCAGGUACCAUUGUUUGUGGAAAGGGAAUGAACUUGAUCUUUGUGGGAACUGAGGUGGGUCCUUGGAGCAAAACUGGUGGACUAGGUGAUGUUCUUGGUGGACUACCACCAGCCCUCGCAGCCCGUGGACAUCGGGUAAUGACAAUAUCCCCCCGUUAUGACCAAUACAAAGAUGCUUGGGAUACUAGCGUGGCGGUUGAGGUCAAAGUUGGAGACAGCAUUGAAAUUGUCCGUUUCUUUCACUGCUAUAAACGUGGGGUUGAUCGUGUGUUUGUUGACCACCCAAUGUUUUUGGAGAAAGUUUGGGGCAAAACUGCUUCAAAAAUCUAUGGCCCCAAAGCUGGACUAGAUUAUUUGGACAAUGAACUUAGGUUCAGCUUGUUGUGUCAAGCAGCCCUAGAGGCACCUAGAGUUCUGAAUUUGAACUGCAGCAAAUACUUCUCAGGACCAUAUGGAGAGGAUGUUUUCUUCAUUGCCAAUGAUUGGCACACAGCUCUCAUUCCCUGCUACUUGAAGUCAAUGUACCAGUCAAGAGGAAUGUAUUUGAAUGCCAAGGUCGCUUUCUGCAUCCAUAACAUUGCCUACCAAGGCCGAUUUGCUUUCUCUGACUUCCCUCUUCUCAAUCUUCCUGAUGAAUUCAGGGGUUCUUUUGAUUUCAUUGAUGGAUAUGAAAAGCCUGUUAAGGGGAGGAAAAUCAACUGGAUGAAGGCUGGGAUAUUAGAAUCACAUAGGGUGGUUACAGUGAGCCCAUACUAUGCCCAAGAACUUGUCUCCGCUGCUGACAAGGGUGUUGAAUUGGAUAAUGUCCUUCGUAAGACUUGCAUAACUGGAAUUGUGAAUGGCAUGGAUACACAAGAGUGGAACCCAGCAACUGACAAAUACACAGAUGUCAAAUAUGAUAUAGCCACUGUCAUGGACGCAAAACCUUUACUGAAGGAGGCUCUUCAAGCAGCAGUUGGCUUGCCUGUUGACAGGAAGAUCCCUUUGAUUGGCUUCAUCGGCAGACUUGAGGAGCAGAAAGGUUCAGAUAUUCUUGUUGCUGCAAUUCACAAGUUCAUCGCAUUGGAUGUUCAAAUAGUAGUCCUUGGAACUGGUAAAAAGAAGUUCGAGAAGGAGAUUGAACAACUCGAAGUGUUGUACCCUAACAAAGCUAAAGGAGUGGCAAAAUUCAAUGUCCCUUUGGCUCACAUGAUCACUGCUGGUGCUGAUUUUAUGUUGGUUCCAAGCAGAUUUGAACCUUGUGGUCUCAUUCAGUUACAUGCUAUGCGAUAUGGAACAGUGCCAAUCUGUGCCUCGACUGGUGGACUUGUUGACACUGUGAAAGAAGGCUAUACUGGAUUCCAUAUGGGAGCCUUCAAUGUUGAAUGCGAUGUUGUUGACCCAGCUGAUGUGCUUAAGAUAGUAACAACAAUUGCUAGAGCUCUUGCAGUCUAUGGCACCCUCGCGUUUGCUGAGAUGAUCAAAAAUUGCAUGUCAGAGGAGCUCUCCUGGAAGGAACCUGCCAAGAAAUGGGAGACAUUGCUAUUGGGCUUAGGAGCUGCUGGCAGUGAACCUGGUGUUGAAGGGGAAGAAAUCGCACCACUUGCCAAGGAAAAUGUAGCCACUCCCUAAAUGAGCUUUAGUCUUAUCCUUGUUUCAACAAUAAGUUCAUUUAGCUAAUGUAUUUAUUAGUGAACUAUGUAGAACCCUAUUAUAUGGGAUCAAUCAUCUACAAAAUGAUUGGUUUUUGCUGGCGAGCAGCAGCAUAUCAGGCUGUUUAAGGUGGUGUGGAUCAAAGUCAAUAGAAAAUAGUUACUACUAA
Molecule: messenger RNA, 2180 nt
Organism: Solanum dulcamara
Lineage: Eukaryota; Viridiplantae; Streptophyta; Magnoliopsida; Solanales; Solanaceae
Product: granule-bound starch synthase 1, chloroplastic/amyloplastic
Exons: 14
Coding region: 161-1990 (609 amino acids)
Molecular function (GO): alpha-1,4-glucan glucosyltransferase (UDP-glucose donor) activity
Source: RefSeq, a predicted model, not a curated record